ACAAAAUCUCGAAUAAUGGCCUCAAAGGCCAUGCAAGGUAUCACCUUGUGUUUAAUCCGAGUUAUUUCAAUAGCCACUUUGAAUUCGGGCCAGGUCGAGGCCCGAAGAACCAUCGACAACAUGAACGUUAUCGACAAGUGUUGGAGAACGAAUCCGGAUUGGCGGAGAAACCGCCAGCAACUAGCUUCGUGCGCUGUUGGAUUCGCAGGACAAAUGAUCAAUAACAUAGGAAGCGACGUGGUAAAUUACAAGAUAACAGAUCCUAGCGAUGACCCGUUGAACCCGAGGCCCGGGACACUAAGGCAUGCCAUGACCAGCAUCCAAGGCAAGGCAUGGAUCACAUUCAAGAGGCACAUGAACAUCACACUUGCCAAACCCCUCCUUGUUAGCAGCUUCACAACAAUUGAUGGGCGAGGUGCCAAUGCCCACAUUGCAAAUGGUGGAUGUCUACUUAUUAAAAAGGCCACUAAUGUGAUUGUCCAUGGCCUCUACAUCCAUGAUUGCAAGCCACAAGAGCCCGGCCCAGUCAAGGCCCCAGGAGGGGAGAUCAUGCAUUUGGGACCGACGGACGGGGAUGCAAUUCGUGUUGUGUCAUCUUCAAGGAUAUGGAUCGAUCACAAUACAAUGUACGACAGGUGAGAUGGACUAAUUGAUAUUACAAGAGGAUCAACGGAUAUCACAAUAUCGAACAACUGGUUUAGAUUUCAAGACAAAGUGAUGCUUCUAGGGCACGACGACGGCUUCCGAAGGGAUCAAAACAUGAGGGUUACGGUUGCCUUCAACCAUUUCGGCCCAAACUGCAUACAAAGAAUGCCAAGGAUUCGAUUCGGAUAUGCGCAUGUUGUCAACAACCUUUACCUAGGAGGGGGAUAUAUGCCAUUGAGGAGCAUGAACCCUAGCAUCAAGAGCCAAGCAAACCUCUUCAUUGCACCAAAGGGAGGUACAAGGAGGUAUGCAUCAUCUUCUAUUUUAUCGACAAAUAUAUGAAAGAAAAAGUAUACAUAGAUUAAUGUGCAAAUACAAAAUAGGUGCUACACAUGGUAAACUAGACUGAUAAGAAUCUAUUAACACACAGAUAACCUGGGAUAGUGAUCCACCGGCAACUUCAAAUCUAUCGAGGACGUGUCGAGAAUGGAGCCUCGUUCACGACAACGGUCGACGUGGUGCUGCAAUGACACCCAAACUAUGCACCAGAUCAAAUGUUUGAAGUUGAAGAUGGGUGGAGAGUGAGGGACUUGACAAAAUCUGCUGGUUGCUUUGAAGUGUCCCAAAAAUAGCUAGAUGCUAAGGCAAUAACAAGAGUGAAUCUUUCGAGAAAAAUAACUUCCUGUGCUAAUAAUAUCUUUUAAGAGAAUAAUUUUUACAUUGUCUCAA
Messenger RNA from Salvia miltiorrhiza (redroot sage), 1374 nucleotides. Its product is annotated as probable pectate lyase 1. The record is from RefSeq and is a predicted model, not a curated record. NCBI's taxonomy places the organism in Eukaryota, Viridiplantae, Streptophyta, Magnoliopsida, Lamiales, Lamiaceae. Gene Ontology annotation, molecular function: pectate lyase activity.